This is a messenger RNA of Sorex fumeus (smoky shrew), 1494 nucleotides long. Its product is annotated as PRAME family member 12-like. The record is from RefSeq and is a predicted model, not a curated record. Lineage: Eukaryota; Metazoa; Chordata; Mammalia; Eulipotyphla; Soricidae. The coding region runs from base 1 to 1494 and encodes 497 amino acids. The transcript has 3 exons. Gene Ontology annotation, biological process: negative regulation of cell differentiation; negative regulation of DNA-templated transcription; positive regulation of cell population proliferation. Gene Ontology annotation, cellular component: cytoplasm.
AUGCAUAGACACAGGACAUGGACCUGGAAUCCAAGCUCUCUCCAGGACUUGGCACGACGGUGCCUGCUGAAGGAUGCUGAGAUGUCCAUCACUGACCUGGAAGACAUCCCCACAGAGCUCUUCCCAUAUCUGCUGCUGGAUGCAGUCUCUUUCCGGUCUCUUAAGACUCUGAAGGGCUUAGUACUGACCUGGCCCUUUCCUGUUUUACCCUUGGGGAUUUAUAUACAACAAUCCAACUCUGUGACCGCUUAUUUUAAAGCACUUAUGGAUGGACUUGAUGCUCUACUUGCCCAGAAGGUUCGACACAGGCGGUGCAAGCUGCAAGUGGUGGAUUUUCGUCCCAUCAGUGAGAAAUUCUGGCAUCGCUGGUGUGGGACCCCUAUCCAGAGCAGCGCUUACGGGAAAGAACCUGUGGACCAUGGGAAUCCAAGAAAGCACACCUCUGCUUCCUUGGAGAUGGUCUUAGACAUUACUUUUGGCUUUGCUGCCCUCACUGAACAAAUAACCUACAUCCUUAACUGGGCGAGGGAAAGGAAAGGGGUUCACCUGUGCUGUAAGAAAAUUACCUUUUAUGAAGAGCCCAUGCCCUCUUUGCUACUGAGCGGGAUUACAGCGGCGUGCGUACAGGAGAUGGCAGUGUUUUUCACCUGGACGUCGCGCACCAUGGGAUGGUUUGCUCCUUUCACACUUAUUCUGGGCUGUAUGAGCAAUCUGCAGGGACUCCACUUCAUCACCAGGCACGGACCCCAGGAGCUGCAGGAGCAGGAACAGUAUGGAUCCCUGCUGGCCGCUCAGCUGCCCAGGUUGCAGAGACUGCGGGAGCUUCGUGUGGAGUGUCCCUUCUUCCUCAGGGGUCACGUGGGCCAGAUUCUCAGGUGCCUGACCAGGUCUCUGGAGACUUUGUGCAUCACAGAAUGUCCACUCCCAGAGCCAGACUUGACAGAUCUGUUCCAGUGCCCCAACCUCACCCAGCUGAAGGAGCUGUGUCUGCGAGGCAUCCCGCUGUGCUCUGUUGGGGAGUCCCUCCCAGUUCUGCUGGAGAACUGUGUGUCCACCCUGCAGGACGUGGACUUAGGGGUGUGCGGGCUCCUGGACACCCACCUGGAGGUCCUUCUGCCUGUGCUGAAACUCUGCUCCCAGCUCAGGGUCCUGAAUCUUCGUGGGAACCGCAUGUCCAUGGGCACCCUGGUCCUGAUGCUGCAGCACCUGGCCGGGCUGCCCCACUUAAUGCUCGAGGUCUAUCCAGCCCCACAGGAGAGCUACAGUGCUCCGAACGUCCUCCACCAAAGGACUUUUGAGCUGCUUUGUGCAGAGCUGACAGAGGUUCUCAGCGACCUUGGAAAGCCCAGGAAGAUUUCUAUCAUCACCCACUACUCGUGUCUUCUCUGUGGCCUGAAGUUCAUCUAUAACUCCGAGCCCUUUAUAAAGGGAGGAUAUGCACCUGAAUGUUUUGUCAAACAUAUUUCAUUUGGGUUGACAGAAAUGAACCAAUAA